Molecule: messenger RNA, 2583 nt
Organism: Pleuronectes platessa (European plaice)
Lineage: Eukaryota; Metazoa; Chordata; Actinopteri; Pleuronectiformes; Pleuronectidae
Product: adhesive plaque matrix protein-like
Exons: 3
Coding region: 1-2583 (860 amino acids)
Source: RefSeq, a predicted model, not a curated record
AUGGUUUCUGGAUUUUGUGUGAGGGUGCUCCUGCUCUCACUCUUAGCCUUUGGGCCACAUGCUGAGGCGCUGAGCUACAGAAGUGGAGGGUCCAAUGGAGUUACACCGUACUUUAAGUCACCCAGUGCUUUGCUUGGAGGUCAAAAUCCAGGUUUAGCCGCUUCCAGUUAUGAGAACUCUGCACAGGCUGGAGGAUCUAAAGGUGGCUCUGGACCCAGUUACCCUGAAGGUGGCUCUUCUGAUGAACUGGAGCCUGCUGUUUUUUCUGGAAGGCAAGUAGAUGGUAACAGUCAGGAAAGAAGUGUUUCCAGUUACAGGCCUGACCCAAUGAUCCCUUCAAAACCCAAAGAGAACCUGAUGCAGCCAAGUCAUCAAAAUAACCCUAUUAACCUUAAGCCCAGUGAGAGCCUGUGGAAUGUAUUUCCCAGUAAUGGAAACGGAUUUCAGCCCCAGCUGCCGUCGAGCUACCAGCCCAAGCCCCAGCUGCCGUCUAGCUACCAGCCCAAGCCCCAGCUGCCGUCUAGCUACCAGCCCAAGCCCCAGCUGCCGUCUAGCUACCAGCCCAAGCCCCAGCUGCCGUCUAGCUACCAGCCCAAGCCCCAGCUGCCGUCUAGCUACCAGCCCAAGCCCCAGCUGCCGUCUAGCUACCAGCCCAAGCCCCAGCUGCCGUCUAGCUACCAGCCCAAGCCCCAGCUGCCGUCUAGCUACCAGCCCAAGCCCCAGCUGCCGUCUAGCUACCAGCCCAAGCCCCAGCUGCCGUCUAGCUACCAGCCCAAGCCCCAGCUGCCGUCUAGCUACCAGCCCAAGCCCCAGCAGCCCGUAUUUCAAAGCAAAGAUGCCAUGUGGAACAUCGCUCUUUCCCAUGAUGUCGCUUUUGACCCAAAUGAGGAGUUGCCCACUUACCCUGAAGUGAAUGUUCGGCCUAGAGCUGGAAAAGAGAACCUGGUGCAGCCAAGUCAUCAAAAUAACCUUAAGCCCAGUGACAGCCUGUGGAAUGUAUUUCCCAGUAUUGGAAACGGAUUUCAGCCCCAGCUGCCGUCUAGCUACCAGCCCAAGCCCCAGCUGCCGUCUAGCUACCAGCCCAAGCCCCAGCUGCCGUCUAGCUACCAGCCCAAGCCCCAGCUGCCGUCUAGCUACCAGCCCAAGCCCCAGCUGCCGUCUAGCUACCAGCCCAAGCCCCAGCAGCCGUCUAGCUACCAGCCCAAGCCCCAGCAGCCGUCUAGCUACCAGCCCAAGCCCCAGCUGCCGUCUAGCUACCAGCCCAAGCCCCAGCAGCCGUCUAGCUACCAGCCCAAGCCCCAGCUGCCGUCUAGCUACCAGCCCAAGCCCCAGCAGCCGUCUAGCUACCAGCCCAAGCCCCAGCAGCCGUCUAGCUACCAGCCCAAGCCCCAGCAGCCGUCUAGCUACCAGCCCAAGCCCCAGCAGCCGUCUAGCUACCAGCCCAAGCCCCAGCAGCCGUCUAGCUACCAGCCCAAGCCCCAGCAGCCGUCUAGCUACCAGCCCAAGCCCCAGCAGCCGUCUAGCUACCAGCCCAAGCCCCAGCAGCCGUCUAGCUACCAGCCCAAGCCCCAGCAGCCGUCUAGCUACCAGCCCAAGCCCCAGCAGCCGUCUAGCUACCAGCCCAAGCCCCAGCAGCCGUCUAGCUACCAGCCCAAGCCCCAGCAGCCCGUAUUUCAAAGCAAAGAUGCCAUGUGGAACAUCGCUCUUUCCCAUGAUGUCGCUUUUGACCCAAAUGAGGAGUUGCCCACUUACCCUGAAGUGAAUGUUCGGCCUAGAGCUGGAAAAGAGAACCUGGUGCAGCCAAGUCAUCAAAAUAACCUUAAGCCCAGUGACAGCCUGUGGAAUGUAUUUCCCAGUAUUGGAAACGGAUUUCAGCCCCAGCUGCCGUCGAGCUACCAGCCCAAGCCCCAGCUGCCGUCGAGCUACCAGCCCAAGCCCCAGCUGCCGUCGAGCUACCAGCCCAAGCCCCAGCUGCCGUCGAGCUACCAGCCCAAGCCCCAGCUGCCGUCGAGCUACCAGCCCAAGCCCCAGCUGCCGUCGAGCUACCAGCCCAAGCCCCAGCUGCCGUCGAGCUACCAGCCCAAGCCCCAGCUGCCGUCGAGCUACCAGCCCAAGCCCCAGCUGCCGUCGAGCUACCAGCCCAAGCCCCAGCUGCCGUCGAGCUACCAGCCCAAGCCCCAGCUGCCGUCGAGCUACCAGCCCAAGCCCCAGCAGCCGUCUAGCUACCAGCCCAAGCCCCAGCAGCCGUCUAGCUACCAGCCCAAGCCCCAGCUGCCGUCGAGCUACCAGCCCAAGCCCCAGCAGCCGUCUAGCUACCAGCCCAAGCCCCAGCAGCCGUCUAGCUACCAGCCCAAGCCCCAGCUGCCGUCGAGCUACCAGCCCAAGCCCCAGCUGCCGUCGAGCUACCAGCCCCAGCAGCCCGUAUUUCAAAGCAAAGAUGCCAUGUGGAACAUCGCUCUUUCCCAUGAUGUCGCUUUUGACCCAAAUGAGGAGUUGCCCACUUACCCUGAAGUGAAUGUUCGGCCUAGAAAUGUUAGACCAACUUAUAUGGUGGCACCAAACCCUCCUCGAUGGGCCCGUUAG